Molecule: messenger RNA, 1865 nt
Organism: Biomphalaria glabrata
Lineage: Eukaryota; Metazoa; Mollusca; Gastropoda; Planorbidae
Product: guanine nucleotide-binding protein subunit beta-like protein 1
Exons: 4
Coding region: 454-1455 (333 amino acids)
Molecular function (GO): protein binding
Source: RefSeq, a predicted model, not a curated record
AAUAAAGUGCUAAAUAGUACAUUUUAGGUACUUUCAUGUACAUGUCUAAUUAUUUAUGGACUUAUCUACAUCUAUGAUGACUAAAAUCCUUUAGUUAAGGCUAUUAGACUUUAGUAUCUACCAAACUGACCAAAGGCUAUAUCGUAUAUAUCUAUAUAAAUUUCAUAUUAUCAAGUGUACAUAGUUCUAGAUUUUAAAAUCAAAACCAGUUAGUGAAAAACACCCCAUUUUUAUCUUUUUUUAAAAAAAAUAAAGAUGUACAUUAUUGAACCGCUUGAGCCACUUAAAAAAUAUUAUGCUAAAAGUAUUUCAUUAUUUUCAAUCAAGCCAAACAUUCAGUGGAGACUAUUAUAGUGCACGUCUACAGGGCUUGAAAGCUAGGGAGUUCCCUCGAGUAUUGGGUAUUUUCUUGUACCUGGUGGCUUACGCAAGUAAAUCCCCACCCCCCUCAGAAUGAGUAGUGGAAGAUUGCCUCCACCAGAACCUGUUAUAGAGCUAUCUACCACAAGUCCAGUGACUAGCUUAGCCUUCAGCCCCCACAGAGCUCUAGGUGAAUAUGAAGUAACUCUUUAUUCGGGUCACCAAGACGGGAAGGUAAUAAAAUGGAAUUGGGUAACAAGGAGACCAGAGUCUUCAACAAUGGCCCAUGGAGAAUCUAUCAUUUGGCUAAUGUGUGUAGCUGAGAAACUUGUUAGUCAAGGUCGAGAUGGUGUUGUCAAAUUCUGGAGUGUAACUGAUCCAGAAUGGACUGUGAUUGGUGAGAUCCCUUGUGCAGCUUUGAUUUUCUGCAAUAGUUCAAUUUGCAUCUUCAACAACCAACAUCUGUUAAGUGUCCCAAGUGAUAGUGUGGGACAAGUAACUACACAUUGUCUGGAGCAGCUUUUACCUGAAUCAUCACACAUUGUCCACUUGUCCACUCCCAUUCGGCUGCACCACAAGGACACUAAAUCACAUGGAAUGUGUAUGCGCAUAAAAAGUGAAGCUGACAAAGUACCAUCACCAUAUCUUUUUGUGGCUUAUGAAAGUGGUACAUUGACAAUGUGGGAUCUUCUUAGAGGAGAAAUUUUAACAGAAAUCAGUGCUCAUGAAGAAAGCAUAAUGUGCAUGGACUGCUGGGCAGGUAUAGACACUGGCACCAUUAAAUGUAUCACUGGUUCUGUUGACAAGCAACUUAAAUUGUGGCAAGUGGAUAACCUCCUGCUGACUCAUAAAAAAACUGUCAAAGUGCUUAAUCCUGGUAUGGGGAGCAUAUCUGUGAGAGCAGAUGGAAAAAUCAUAGCUGUGGGCGGUUGGGAUGGAAGAUGUAGAUUGUUCAGUUUAAAAAGUAUGAAAGCAUUGGCUGUCUUAACAUUUCACAGAAGCUCUGUGCAAUGUGUAGCGUUUGCUUCAAAUAACUAUUUAGCAACUGGUUCCAAGGAUGGUUACAUUGCUGUAUGGAAUAUUUACAAUACAUGAGUAUAUAAAGUUUAGGAGAUGCAUCUUAUUUCCAUUUUGAGACCCUUAAGUCUUUAGAUGAAGUGGAGCAAUGAAAAUUCAACCUUAAGUGACCUCAAGAUUGUGUUCUGGUUGCAGAUAAUGGCUGGACAUUUUGAUAUAUAUUUUGAACACCAUUGACUGCAAGUGUUUCUCAAAAAUGCAAAAUACCUACAUUUGAUUUCUUGUUAAUUCAUGGCUCAAUAAUUUUGUAAGGUUAUUGUCAUAUUUACUCUCCCAGAAUGCAGAAAGCCUACUUUUAAAUGUGAUUAACUGUCAAUAGAUGCUAUGUCUCACUGCUGUGCCUACACACACUCUACACUUUUAUUUUAUUAAAAAAUUGUUCAUCAAUCCAUGCAUAAAACCUCUUUUGCAUAUUUUUUUUUUAUAAA